This is a messenger RNA of Lactuca virosa, 303 nucleotides long. The record is from the annotation of a GenBank genome assembly. NCBI's taxonomy places the organism in Eukaryota, Viridiplantae, Streptophyta, Magnoliopsida, Asterales, Asteraceae.
AUGAGAUUCUGGAGGUUUUUAGCAGAGAAAUCGGUUUCAAUCCUCCCAGAAACUUCUAUCGCUGAAUCUCUGCUUCCGAGCUCAAGUUUUACAAAUUUUAAAUUGAUUGUGCACCUUGUGUCAGGUUCUGAUGUUGCUUCUGGUCAUGUAGACAACAUAUUUCAAGCUAGAAUCGUGCCUUUCACUGAUGACAGAACCAUAGUUACUUCUGCUGCUGAUGGCCAGGAAGAUGGGAUUAUUUCUGAAUCAAGCUUUUCAGAUUCAAGAAAUACAGUUAUGAUCAAGAACAUCCCUAAUAAAUAG